Messenger RNA from Naegleria fowleri, 1380 nucleotides. RefSeq lists its product as uncharacterized. Lineage: Eukaryota; Heterolobosea; Eutetramitea; Acrasida; Naegleriidae. The record is from RefSeq and is a predicted model, not a curated record. The transcript has a single exon. The coding region runs from base 1 to 1380 and encodes 459 amino acids.
AUGGGCAACACAUCACCAAUUGUAGCAGGAUCAUGGAGAGAAAAGUCCGGUAAAAUUUGGCACUGCACUCAAAAUGGCAAUCAAUUCAGUUGGACUCAAGAAGGAACUGGCAGACAAGCUCAUGGAACAAUUGUUGCUGUUUCAAUGGCUCCUGCUUCCUUCUCCAUUCAUAUUACUUUUGAUGGAAAUGUUCAUUGGAAAUUGACUCCAAGUUUAGAUGGAACAGCAUUGACUGGAAAAAGUGAUACUUUUUAUCGAGUGAAUACUGGUGUUGCUUUGGCACCUGCCACCAUUCAUAAUUUAUCUGGAAUUCCUUCUCAAACUUUGAAUUCAUCUCCUUCUCAUACUUUGAAAGCUAUGCAUGUCAAUUUAAUGGGAGUGACAUUUAGAGAAAAUUCAGGAAAAACCUGGCAUGUUGAUUCACAACCUCACACUGGUUAUAUUGUCAUGAAAAAUCAACAAGAUGGAAGAAGAGCCUAUGCCUACAUUGUUCGUGAUGUUUCACAAAACAAGUAUAUCAUUUUCAUUGAUUUUGAUGGAGCAGAAACUUCAUUCCGUGUUGAUACAUUUGAUAUCAAUACUUGGCCUCUUCAAAAUGGAGAUUGCUUCAGAGCAAUCACAUCCAUUGUUCAACCUGCAUCAUCCACUGUUGUCACAACCACCACAACCACAACUCCACUCUUCAAUGUGAGCAUUGGUUCCACUGGAAUUAGUGUUGGUGUUCCAACUCAAACCACAACUACCUUUGUACCACCACCAACAACAACCACUUACAUUCCACCAACAACAACAUAUAUUCCACCACCAACCACUUCGUAUGUUCCACCCCAACAAAGUUAUGUUCCUCCACAACAACACACAUACGUACCACCACCACAACCAUUCUGUGGAGUUGGAACAUCAACAACUUUUACUCCACAAGUAAUGACAACAUCGAUCUAUCCAAAUGUUACUGUUAGUACCACUACCAGUAGUGCUUAUGGAGUUAGCAUGAAUCCAUUAGUGAACUCAAUUGUUCAAGCUUGUCAAAACCACACUUUCGACACUGACAAGUUUAAGACUGUUAUUACUUAUACUCAAUCGCAAGUGUCACCAGUUAUCGGAGCAGAUAUCAUUAAGAUUAUCGCCUUGUUCAACUUUGACUCUGACAAGUAUAAGGUCAUCCAACAAUUGAGAACAACAAACAAUAUUGCUGGCUUGGAUUGUAACACUGCUGCAUCAAUUUUGAGAUGCUUUGCUCAUGAUAGUGACAAGGUGAAGGUUGUUCACGAAUUGUGCCCAUUCAUUUGGGAUCGAAGACAAAAUGCAGAGAUCAUUGUGGGUUGUUUCACUUUCUCAAGUGAUCAAACCAAGAUCAGAGACUACUUGUUCAGAAAUUAA